Messenger RNA from Laetiporus sulphureus 93-53, 2407 nucleotides. Its product is annotated as GMC oxidoreductase. NCBI's taxonomy places the organism in Eukaryota, Fungi, Basidiomycota, Agaricomycetes, Polyporales, Laetiporaceae. The coding region runs from base 452 to 2266 and encodes 604 amino acids. Gene Ontology annotation, molecular function: oxidoreductase activity, acting on CH-OH group of donors; flavin adenine dinucleotide binding. The transcript has 25 exons. The record is from RefSeq and is a predicted model, not a curated record.
GUGCCAUCGAGAAUGCAUCGAAUAAGGUCUCCUCACGUUCGACGAUGCCUGCAUUCCGGUCUGCUGAGGUGCUGCUUCGGAUAUUGUGCGAAACACUACAGCUGCGCCAAUACUUAUCCGCCUCAUGGCACGCUAGCCCCAGAAUGGUAGCUGUCUUUCAGACGUGAAGAACUCCGGCGAUUCCUCCUGCUGAACGGUGGUGGUUCCAUAUGCCAAUAGCAGAUUGGCAGGCGAUAGACGAUUCUGGCGGUCGUUUUGCCCUCAGGCCAAUCAUCUUCAACACAUGGCGGGGAUCUCAUCGCGAUCAUCAAAGCGACAGCAUGGUUCAAGUUAGAAGCCUGCCACAGCUGUCUGCUGAUAAAAGCGGCAUGCUUCGUUGAGCAACUCGCGUUGCGAAACCCCCAUCUUGCCUACCCGUCUGUCCGUCUCUUGUCUGCGCGACGAUUGCAAUAUGUCUACAUCUGUGGAGAGCGUCGCUAAUAACUUUUUUGACUACAUCAUCUGCGGUGGAGGAACGGCUGGAUUAACGCUUGCAGCAAGGCUAAGCGAAGAGCCACAAACUUCCGUACUCGUUCUCGAAGCAGGAGGAGAGAAUCUCAAUGAUGCCACGAUAUUGCGUCCCGCUGGCUGGGGAAGCCACUUUUCCAACAAUGAAUAUGCAUGGACAUACCAAACAACGAAACAGAAGCAUGUCGGCGAUGCUGAGCAGCUCUGGUUCAGGGGAAAAGGACUUGGUGGUAGCUCCGCGAUCAAUUUCAUGUGCUGGACGAAGCCGCCUGCCGAAGAGAUCAACGACUUCGAGAAGCUCGGCAGCCCUGGUUGGAAUUGGGGUAACUAUGAGAAAUACCUCAGUAAGACGGAAGGGUUCGUUCCGCCUAGCGCCGAUGUGCAAAAGCGCAAUCGCAUGUGUUUCGAUGCAUGGAGAAUCGGUACGCAAGGUCCAUUGAAGGUCUCAUACCCCGGAACGAUCGAUGAAGCCGAGCUACAUUUCCAACAGACGUUGAUCAAUGCUGGUCUUCCGAUUGCUCCUCAUCCGGUAAGUGGCGACCCCAAGGGUGUAUUUUUUGCUCCCAACACAUAUGAUCCCUCUACACAUACCCGGUCAUAUGCCACAACCGCUUUCUACCUUCCCAACAAAGAUCGGGCAAACCUCACCGUUCUUACUUCUGCCUCUGUCAACCGAAUGCACACAGAUACCACCAUGAACGGCAAGUUGAGCGCUAUGGGCGUCGAGUUCCUACACGGCGACAAGACAUACAUUGUCAAUGCGAAGAAGGAAGUCAUUCUAUCUGCGGGGGCGUUGAAGUCGCCGCACAUCCUGGAGCUUUCCGGUAUCGGCAGAAAGGAUGUCCUUGAGAAGAUUAAUGUGCCGGCCAGGAUUGAACUUCCCGGCGUCGGACAGAAUGCACAAGAACACGUAUUUGUCGGAAUUAGCUUCGAGUUGCGCGAUGACUGCGAUUUCGAGACCGUUGACUUGCUGCGCGACCCUACGCAAGCUGCGAAACACCUGGAACUCCAUGCCACCGGAUCGGGGAUACACACGAAAGGUAUCGUCGGAUUCGGAUUUGUCCCUCUCAAUAUGCUGUCGGCGAAGGCAGAAGAGAUUUACCAAGCUGCCAAGGAGAAGAUUGCGCGAAAUGCACAUACAUACCCGCCGGGGCUGCUGGAGCAAUACGAGAUCCAACUUGAGCGCCUUAGGAACGGUGCCCCAGGUUGCGAGCUUAUCAGUUUUCCUGGAUACCUCUCUUCUCCUAACCCGCCCGCAGAAGGCAAGCGGUAUCUCACCGUAAUCGUUGCUAUGAAUCACUGUUUCUCGAGGGGUACCAUUCAUGCCAUCUCUUCUGACCCUCGGAAGGACCCUGAGUUUGAUCCUCACUAUAUGGAGGAGGAAGUCGACUUGGACAUAUGGUGCGAAGCGGUCAGGUUCGCGAGAGGGCUGGCCGAGAUUGCUCCAUUCAAGGAUAUGAUCGUUUCGGAGCUCAACCCCGGUCCCAAAGUGGAUGAUGAUGCUCAGCUCCGGGAGUGGAUCAAGAAGAACUUUGUGACAACUUGGCAUACGGCCGGGUCUUGCUCCAUGCUUCCGCUCUCAAGCGGGGGUGUUGUCGAUCCCGAGUUGAAGGUAUAUGGUACGAAUAAUAUCCGCGUUGUCGAUCUUUCCGUAGUACCGUUGCAGUUCGCCGCGCAUCCCCAAGCGACUGUUUACGCCAUUGCUGAACAAGCCGCGGACAUUAUCAAAGGCAAGUUCCAAGAGACACCGACCGCGUAACCUCAACUCACAUAUUCGUCGAUCUUGUUAUACGUUGAGAUAUCUGGCUGUGUAUUUUCCAUGCUAUGUAGCCUCGUUACCAGUAGAAUCCCUCUGCGACACCAUCGUUCUCUCAAUAUAUGUGACAUACCAUACUACUGU